CUCUCAACCUACAAUGUAACAAAAAGUUUAAAUAAUGGCGGUUUGGCCGAGUGGUUAAGGCGAUUGACUCGGUACGUUACAUCACCAUCAAUACUACAUUUGUUCACGCCUAAUACUAAUUCUCCUCCAGAAAUCAAUUCCAUUCGUGGGCGCAUGUUCGAAUCAUGCAGCCGUCGUGUCUCCUUUUUUUGUUUUUUUUUAUUUAACCACCUUAUGUUUUACUACCCGCCGCUAAAGGCUGUCUUUAGUCCACUACAGCAGUCUACAUAUGUACGUUAA
Molecule: messenger RNA, 279 nt
Organism: Penicillium hordei
Lineage: Eukaryota; Fungi; Ascomycota; Eurotiomycetes; Eurotiales; Aspergillaceae
Exons: 3
Source: RefSeq, a predicted model, not a curated record